This is a messenger RNA of Mytilinidion resinicola, 2335 nucleotides long. RefSeq lists its product as uncharacterized. The coding region runs from base 159 to 2048 and encodes 629 amino acids. NCBI's taxonomy places the organism in Eukaryota, Fungi, Ascomycota, Dothideomycetes, Mytilinidiales, Mytilinidiaceae. The transcript has a single exon. The record is from RefSeq and is a predicted model, not a curated record.
CAAAAAAUGCUGCACGCGAUGUUACCAAAUCUGCCGCCUUGGAACCGGAAACAGUGGUCCAGCAGAACACGGUUCAGCCAACGUCGCCACCAAGACCAACCCCUCUACUGUCGCUGAAUAUUCCAACACAACCGCCUAAUCGCUCCUUGGAUGAUCCGAUGGAUGUAGACCAAGAAUCCGAUCCUAGUGUUUCUCAACCGAAAGAGAAACCUAUCGUGGAAAGCAUACUCCAGAGAGAUCACACCUCAUCGCUGUCUCCGUUGUCUGAAGUUCCAACAGAGAAAACCGGAACCCCGCUCCAGGAACCCGCUGUCCUGUCUGAAGCUGAAGCCUCUGAGGGAUCUGAAGCUGCAUCACAGAAGCCAUCGACGCCCAUGCAGAACUUCAGCCGUUCGCUCUUGCUUCGAGAGAUCAAUGGCCUCGCACUCCUUGCGCUUAAAGAAAAGCCAACAAUGGCAGAGAUCGCGGAAUGGUUUUGCAAAACUCUACCUUCUCACAAGAAAGCUAAUAUGGUGCGCUUGAAGAAAACCCUAGGCCCCGUCCUGACUCAGCAUAAACAUUUCUUGGGCUCCAGUGAAGGAGGAGAUAGGAAGCGAUGGCGAUUCUCGGCUCGAGAAAUCAAACAAAUGUAUGCGAGAGAUCUGGCAGACUGCUUUGAGGCUGCUUCAAUACCAUCUCCGAACCAAUCUCCAUCGGGGUCCGAAGAUGAGAGUCUCGAAAUCGAGAGAGAAAGCGACUUCCAACUGACAGCCAGUUCACCGUUGGCUUCAUCGCAAGGAGGCUCUCAUUGGCAACAAGUCACACGCGGAAUCUACAAACUGAGCAAAGGCCCGGCUCCAAACGGCGAUUUGGAGGUGUAUUCUCGGGCUCGAACGGUUCAUCUCAAAGACGAAUGUUACUCAACUGAGAGCGAGGUGAAAUAUUCUCAUCCCGAUGGGAAAGGCGACGGAAAGGAAGCCUGGGGCAAGAUUGACCGGAUUGAGCUGCUGGACAAUGGCCGUUGUCAAAUUAGGACGCUCCGAUAUGUCGAUAAGAACGAGGCGAGUGCCCUUGGCUGCAAAAACCUCCGAGAGUGGCCUCGCAAUGUCAGGUACAUGAGGAGGAGACAGUCGGUCAUGGACGAGAUUUCUGGUGAUGAUCUAAGAGGCUGUCUGUCUCCUCGGGAGUCUAACAGUGUGUCUCCGGCGCUCUAUCUCUCCCUGGAAGACAAGUGCAAGAUUCGGGUAGAUUACUCAGUAGUCGGCGAUAAUCAAAUGCGCCACGGUGUGGACUGGGUUGAGUCAAGCAGCGACGUCGAAGAUAUCGGCACUUUACCAGAGCCUUCUCCUCGAAACCGCACAUCAAACAAAUCGCGAACCCUCCAAGAGCAGGCUUCUGGAGGCCAUCAGGAGGAUCUCGCUUCUUCGAAGGACCAAGUCGCUCAGCCUGUGCCAACAGACAAACAUCCUAAGGAGCUUAGUGCCCCGCUAGUCACUCAACCUGAUGAGGGAAGUAUGGCCGUUCAGUCAGACCCGAUAUCGCCAAAUCCAUCUGUGCGCUCUUCUGGUAGAGGACGCGACACUAUGCGGACGGCUUUAACAUCGUCAAUCGCCACAGACAGCACUCCGCGUUCUGAACCGCUCUUCGUUCCAACCACAAAAAUAUCUCCAAAGCGAGCAAUCGUGUCGAAGGACUUCAAUGCCGCUUUCCCGGAGUACGUAUCUUGGGAUGCAGAAGAGAGAGCGCGUAAGAUCAAGGAGAUCCAGCAGCGGCCGUCUAGGAAGGCGACAUUUGGCAAGAAGCUAGCAUUCGCGCGGACCCAUCGCUCGAAUCCUCACGUUGAGAUAGAGCCACCGAAGAAAUUGUUGGCGAAGAAACCACGCAGCUCGAGCCCAGAAGUGGUUUCCGACAAGCAACCCAGUGGAGAGCUUUCUGAUAGCUCCGAAAGCCAGAAAGAUGAGCAGGAGGAUGGUAACGGUCUCAAGAAGCUCCUCGGUCUUCCGCCCUCUUUCAUCCCAAUUGUAUACGAAAACCAGCUUGCUUUCAGAGAUGGAACACUGGUAAGUUGAGACAAUGUUCCCAUUGCUCUGCUGUUACUAAUCCUAUCAUAGGUUAACGGACGACUACCGAGACCAAAAGCUUUCUACAAAGUGGGCCGCAAUGUCGCGGGCCAGCUGAUAUAGAUGAGCAUGCUACACGAAUGAUACUACACUUCCCUUUGUACCAUACAUCACAAAAGCAUAAAAGCAUGAUGCAUUGAGCGAAGGCGUUAGCUAAUGAUUGAAAUGAAGGAUUCGGAUACCCUUAGGUGAUUUAAAUUCUGCAAGCUCCAAAGAGGUGAAUAAUGCGUGAAAGU